AUGUCCACUGAAAACACUUCUUUGGUCGUUGAACUAUUGGAGUACGUGAAGCUUGGUCUUUCGUACUUCCAAGCUCUGCCAUUGGCGCAGAGAGUGUCUAUUAUGGUCGCCUUGCCAUUUGUGUACACCAUCACAUGGCAAUUGCUUUACUCCUUGAGAAAGGACAGACCACCACUUGUGUUCUACUGGAUCCCAUGGGUCGGCUCUGCUAUCCCAUACGGUACCAAGCCAUACGAGUUCUUCGAAGACUGCCAAAAGAAAUACGGUGAUAUCUUCUCUUUCAUGCUAUUGGGUAGAAUUAUGACUGUCUACUUGGGUCCAAAGGGUCACGAAUUCAUCUUCAACGCCAAGUUGGCCGAUGUUUCCGCUGAAGCUGCUUACUCCCACUUGACCACCCCAGUGUUCGGUAAAGGUGUUAUCUACGAUUGUCCAAACCACAGACUAAUGGAACAAAAGAAGUUUGUCAAGGGUGCUUUGACUAAGGAAGCCUUUGUCAGAUACGUUCCAUUGAUCGCUGAGGAAAUCUACAAGUACUUCAGAAACUCCAAGAACUUCAAGAUCAACGAAAACAACUCCGGUAUCGUCGACGUUAUGGUCUCCCAACCUGAAAUGACUAUCUUCACUGCUUCCAGAUCCUUGCUAGGUAAGGAAAUGAGAGACAAGUUGGACACCGACUUCGCUUACUUGUACAGUGACUUGGACAAGGGUUUCACCCCAAUUAACUUCGUCUUCCCUAACUUGCCUCUAGAACACUACAGAAAGAGAGAUCAUGCCCAACAAGCUAUCUCUGGUACUUACAUGUCCUUGAUUAAGGAAAGACGUGAGAAGAACGAUAUCCAAAACCGUGACUUGAUUGAUGAAUUGAUGAAGAACUCCACUUACAAGGAUGGUACUAAGAUGACCGACCAAGAAAUUGCCAACCUAUUGAUUGGUGUCUUGAUGGGUGGUCAACAUACUUCCGCUGCUACCUCCGCUUGGUGUCUAUUGCAUUUGGCUGAAAGACCAGAUGUCCAAGAAGAAUUAUACCAAGAACAAAUGCGCGUCUUGAACAACGAUACCAAGGAAUUGACUUACGAUGACCUACAAAACAUGCCUCUAUUGAACCAAAUGAUCAAGGAAACUUUGAGAUUGCACCACCCAUUGCACUCUUUGUUCCGUAAAGUCAUGAGAGAUGUCGCUAUUCCAAACACUUCCUACGUUGUCCCAAGGGACUACCACGUUCUAGUCUCCCCAGGUUACACUCACUUGCAAGAAGAAUUCUUCCCUAAGCCAAAUGAAUUCAACAUCCACCGUUGGGACGGUGAUGCUGCUUCUUCCAGUGCUGCUGGUGGUGACGAAGUUGAUUACGGUUUCGGUGCUAUCUCCAAGGGUGUUUCCUCUCCAUACUUGCCAUUCGGUGGUGGUAGACACAGAUGUAUCGGUGAAUUGUUCGCUUACUGUCAAUUGGGUGUGUUGAUGUCCAUUUUCAUCAGAACCAUGAAAUGGCGUUACCCAACUGAAGGUGAAACUGUCCCACCAUCUGACUUCACCUCCAUGGUCACCCUACCAACUGCCCCUGCUAAGAUCUACUGGGAAAAGAGACAUCCAGAACAAAAGUACUAG
Nakaseomyces glabratus is the source of this 1602-nucleotide messenger RNA. RefSeq names its product sterol 14-demethylase (gene ERG11). The record is from RefSeq and is a predicted model, not a curated record. Gene Ontology annotation, molecular function: monooxygenase activity; iron ion binding; oxidoreductase activity, acting on paired donors, with incorporation or reduction of molecular oxygen. NCBI's taxonomy places the organism in Eukaryota, Fungi, Ascomycota, Saccharomycetes, Saccharomycetales, Saccharomycetaceae.